Messenger RNA from Stegastes partitus (bicolor damselfish), 1100 nucleotides. RefSeq names its product tRNA selenocysteine 1-associated protein 1. Bases 124 to 1047 code for a protein of 307 amino acids. Gene Ontology annotation, cellular component: nucleus. The record is from RefSeq and is a predicted model, not a curated record. Gene Ontology annotation, molecular function: tRNA binding. The transcript has 9 exons. Gene Ontology annotation, biological process: selenocysteine incorporation. Lineage: Eukaryota; Metazoa; Chordata; Actinopteri; Pomacentridae.
GUAGUGUCGGCGUAACUUCCUGCUGCUAUGCUAGCUGGCGUGUACGUGUUUGAAGUUUCAGGCUAGUUUACAGUUCCCAUUACCAGUAACUUCUCUGUGGAUUAUUCCCGCCCUGGCAGCACCAUGAGCACCUUAUGGAUGGGCAACCUGGAGACCUACAUGGACGAGAAGUUCAUCACCAGAGCCUUCUCCACCAUGGGCGAGCAGGUGGUCAACGUGCGGAUCAUACGCAACAAGAUGACGGGGGGGGCUCUAGGCUACUGCUUCGUGGAGAUGACGGAUGAGGCCACAGCUGAAAGAUGUCUUCGCAAAAUCAAUGGAAAGGCCUUACCAGGAGCCAAUCCGCCCACAAGAUUUAAGCUAAACCGAGCAACCUUUGGGAAACAGGACGGUGGUCAGAUGUAUUCUCUGUUUGUGGGAGAUUUGACUCCAGAGGUGGACGAUGGCAUGCUAUACGAGUUCUUUUACAACCGCUACCCUUCUUGUCGUGGUGGAAAGGUGGUGCUGGACAGCAUGGGCAACUCCAAGGGCUGUGGCUUCGUUCAGUUCCCAGACGAGCGGCUGCAGAAGCGGGCCUUGGAGGAGUGUCAGGGUGCCGUGGGACUGGGCGGGAAGCCUCUGAGGCUGAGCCUGGCUGCUAACAAUUUAAGGAACAAGCAGCAGCAGCAGCAGCAGUCAGGGGACAGAUCGUGGCAGUCUUCAGCAUACAGGAACAGCUACGACCAGUACAGCCAGUACCAGCAGCAGGCCUAUCCUGGGUACUACUCCUCAUGGGGCUACGACCAGACUGGAGGAGUGUACGGCUACAACUACCCACAAUACGACUACACACAGUAUCCCCCCCCACAGGAGAGUGAGCCUGUUGAGGAGGACGACGGACUUGAAGAUCCCAGUGUGGAGCUGGACGUGGUGGAGGCCAACAGGAAGUUCAUGGAGCUCAGCGAGGAGCUGUACGACGCUCUGAUUGAGUGCCACUGGCAGCCUGCAGAGUUCUCUGCUGAACAGGACUACAUGACAUCCAGCCUACCGGAGCCCAUCUACUGCUGAAACCAGGCGGCUCUUCUGUGGACUUUACCUCCAAGUUUUGUUUAGUUUUUUUU